UGUUCAUCGAGAGUCGCAAAAUGGUGGCUUCUGCUAUACGCGGAGAAAUUUUGUUGUACCAUUAAGAACAGAAAAAACACGCAUUUGUGGUAAUAAAAUAUAGUGAAUUUAUCGUGUAAAACAUUAAAAAGGCCCUGCAAUUGGAAUACGCGUGUGGAAGUGUGCACAAAUCGUGUCUUUUUUGUAGAAAGACUGCGAAAAUAUUUCUGAAACUUCUCCUCGGCAGGCAGCAAUAAAAAAACGCAAAGCAAGCAAGCGAAGUGCGUGAGUGUUAGUGUUGGUGUUAGUGCUUGUGUGUAUGUGAGUGUGUAAGUGCUUGUGCAUGUGUAUGGCUAGCGUGUGCGUGUGUGUGUGUGCGCAAAGUGUAUGCAAAAAAGAAGACAAAACAGAAGAGCAUUAAAAAACGUAUUGUUGCCCACUACUACUGACAACUUUUACGCGGCGCACACACAACGACGACAACGAAGUAGCAGCCGCAGCAGCAGCAGCAACAAAAACCAAGCAAACCAACAACAACGACGACGACAGAAAAUUUACAAUUCUCAUCGUCUCUCUCUGUCUCGCAAAUCUGUGCUUUGUGCAAAUUAACCAAAAUAUACAUUUCCGGCUGCCCAAAUCAUCCCCCUCCUGCUCUAUCCGCCCCCCCUUCGCCCACACUUUCUGUGCAUUAAGCAAGAACAACUCCAACAACAGCAAGGAAUUGCGUCGCAGUUAACGCCUCAGCAUCAACAACAUCACCAAGUAACGGGACCCGGCUAAGACAACGACAACGAUACCCGACCCAAGUGGGACCUAGAGCGAGAGGCAACACACAUUUAUAUUGGAUUCAUGUUGAAUUUUCAUAUCAUAGCGGGCAUAAAAAGGCUUAACACUGGACCGGAAGCGUGUUUUUAAAGGGUGAUGGCGGCCUCCACUCAAGGAGAAAUACGAGUGGGUCCCGGCCACCAGGUAAACGAUGUCUAUGCAAAACUGCCCGAUUAUAAUCCAAUCUCAAGCUUCCCCGUUGACAAGGAAACCGAUGAACGUGAACUAGAGGAAACAAGAUGGAGUCCAGGCGUUGUGGCCGAUGGCGACUUGUUAAUGUUUCUGCGUGCCGCACGCUCCAUGGCUGCAUUUCAAGGAAUGUGUGAUGGCGGUUUAGAAGACGGUUGUUUGGCUGCCAGUCGCGACGACACAACAAUUAACGCACUCGACGUGCUACACGAUUCUGGCUACGAUCCAGGCAAAGCUCUACAAGCGCUCGUAAAGUGCCCCGUUUCGAAGGGCAUAGACAAGAAGUGGACCGAGGACGAAACGAAAAAGUUCAUCAAGGGUCUUCGCCAGUUUGGCAAAAAUUUCUUCAGGAUCCACAAGGACCUGUUGCCGCACAAGGACACACCGGAGCUGGUCGAAUUCUACUAUCUGUGGAAGAAGACGCCCGGCGCCAACAACAAUCGCCCCCAUCGGCGACGCAGACAGAGCGCAUUGCGUCGCAAUCGUGUCACGCGCGCCAAUAAUAGCACACCUCCCAAAAAGGAGGACACCCCGGAACCACAAGCUGCGACGACGGCGACGGCGGCGGCGUCGGCUGCAGACACGGCUGCGAGUCGCUCAUCGCCCGCUGUCUCCAAGGAGGAGAACAGUUCUCUCACCGAGGACGACGCCAGCGAGUGUGACAGUGAUUCGAGUCUGACUAACAAAAGGGAUGAAUCACCCUCUAGGAUGAGGACGCGUAAUAAACAACAGAAUAACAAUAACAACAACAACAGCAGCAGCGCCAGCAAUGCAACCGGUGGUGGUGGCGUUGGCGGUGGAGGAGGUGCCUCCGCUGCUGCUGCAGCUGCCGCUUCGGUUAAUGCCUCUGGCAACACUGGCAGCGGCGGCAAGGAUCAAUCCUCGGGUGGCGCUGGCAAUGCCAACAGCAGUUCGGUAGCCAACGGCAAACGGCCCAAGCGUGGCUCUGAGACCCCAGACGCAGCGGCAGCCGCCUCGGUCGAUAGUCCCAAGACGCCAACCAAGAGCGUGGCGGAGGGAUCGAGCAAUAAGCGCAAGGGCGGCAAACAGGAUACGCCGAACAAGAAGAAGCGCACCGAAACGGAGACGAACAGUAGCAGCGAGCAGACGAACAACAGCAACGACGACAACGCCAUCAAGGACACCAUCAAGCAACGCAAGCGUCCCGACAGUCCGGUCGAGAGCAUGAACUCCGAUUCACGUCCGGAUUCGGUGCUCGACGAUGGCGAAUCGAAUACAACGGACACGGACGGACGCACAGCGGAGCAGCAGUCCAGCAAGGAUGGCAAAGAGCUUAACUGCAAGGAGGAGAGCGCUGUGACGUUGACGGGCGAGUUGGAUGCUAAGUCAGAGCUGAACGAGAAACCAAUCAAAAUGGAAACAUCCUGCGCCGACGACAGCAAAGACACCAUCAAGAACAUGGACGAGGAGACGAAUAUUCAGGCGCCGACCAGCAUUCAACCGCUCAGCUUGAAGCCCACACAUGUUGAUGGGCUGAUGAAGGAGUCCAGUUCCUUGGAGGCGCCACCAGUGAUCGCCGCUGUGGCGCCCAUUGCCAUGAAGGUGCCCACAAUUGCCACCGUUGAGGCGUUAAAUGCGUCUGUGGAUCGUGAUCGCAAGGAGGCCAUCGAGAAGAUGGACAUUUGCGAGAGCGAUGCCGCGCGUGAUCCCGAGCUGCUCAAGAAGCUUGCCAGUAUAAAGCAGGAAGCGUCACCUCAACAACAACAGCAGCAACAGUUGCAGCAGCAGCAACAACAGCAGCAGCAACUGCAACAACAACAGCAGCAGCAACAACAACAGCAACAACAGUUGCCCAUUGUGCCGCCCGUCUCGGCAGCAGCGGGACCACUGCAGGAGCCCGUCUACAUAAAGAAGGAACCAAUGGAGGACUCCAUGGACGCCACAUGCAAUCAAAACAGCAACGAGCCCCAAGAUCUCAAGGUGAAAAUUGAAAUCAAAAACGAGGAUCACAAGAUCAACACCAGCGGCAUGCCGCCCACCAGCUCAGCACCGCCGCUGCCCAAUUCCCAGCUGGUUGGACUGCACCACAGUUCCGCCGAUGCCCUCGGCGCUGAGCCGCUGCAUCUGCAGCACUUGCAACAUGGUCCACCACCACAGGCGCCGCCUGGCUACCUCAUUGAGGGGCAAUUGAAGUACGGGCCGCCGGGUUCGGCGCCGCCACAGCCGCCGCCGCAGCUGCACAGUGAUCCGAGCAGCGCAGGACCGCCAGUGCCGCCCCAAAAGUAUCCUGGCGAUAUGGAGCUGAAGUACAACGAGGCCGCCGUCAAGUUUGAGGCCAGCGGCAAGUUUGCGCCACAGGAACUCAAGUAUCCGGUGCCGCCUCCGCUGGACGCCCUGAAGUACAGCCAAGAGAUGCAGGCAGCAGCUGCUGCAGCGGCCGCUGUGGGCAAGUACGAUAUGAAGUACAUGAUCGAGCAGCAAGGCAAGUAUCCGGUGGAAUUGGCGCCACCCAAACCUGGCUACCAGGAGGCCCUCAAGAUACCCGACGUCAAGCCGGGCUUUGGCCACUUGCCGCACAACAUUGGCUCGCCCUUAGACGGCAGUGGUCCUGGGCCGGGACACAAAUAUGCACCCGCCGGCCAGCCUGGUCCGCCAGGCCCUCUGGAUCCGCAGCAACAGCCACCAGGAGCGACGCCGCCACCAACGAUUGCCAUGCCCAAGCCGCACUAUCAGCACGAUGUCCAAACACCGCCACUGGGACGACCCUUUGAGCCAGCCGGCCUUAUGCUCAAGUACGGUGAUCCGUUGGCAGCCAAAUAUGGGCCGCCACAGCCGCAGGAUUUGAAGUAUCCCAUGCCACCCGUUUCCGCUGCCGGCGGCGAGAAUUUGAUCAAAUCUUCGCCGUAUGGUCCGCCGCCAGAGAGUCCCAUUGAUGCAUCGGCACGCUCGACACCUGGCCAGGAUAGCCAGGGCAGCAAUAGCAACAGCAACUCGCAGCCACCGACGUCACAGUCGCAAGCGCAAACGCAGCCACAGCAAUUCCAGUCGCCACAUCCGUCGCCGCAUAUGCCUUCGCCCGCUGGCGGCGGCCUGCCACCCGGCAUGCAUCCACAAAAUCUCAUCUCCCCGCACGGUCACGGACCACCGCCGCCCAAUACAUCCGGCGCUGGUCCCGCCCCCCAGCCGCAGCCGCCGACAUCGCUCCAUCAACCGGUGGGAGGCAGCUCGGUGCCGGGCCAGGGACCGCCCAGCCUGCAGCAUGGUCUGCCCCCAGGCGGUCCAGUUGGUGUGCCGCACUCGCAGAUGUCCUCGAUUGCCUCCUCGCUACCGGGCGCGCUCUCGUCGCUGGGCGCACCCACGCUCUCGACGAUGGCACCUUCGCAUCCCAUGCACCCGCAUAUGCAUCCACAUCAGCAUCCGCAUCUGCAAACGCUACAGUCGCUGCAUCGUCCACAUCCCGAUCUGCCGCCCGCGAUGCAUCCGCAUGCACCGAUGCCAAUGUCGCUGCAGGCCCCAGGACCGCCGCCACCGCACAGUCAUGCACAUCCCUUGGCGCCCGCGCAUGCCCAACCAUCACAAGUGGGUCCGGGACCCGGCGGUCCUGGCCCAGCGGGCACAGUGCGCACGCCAUCGCCGGCUCAGCAACAGCAGCCGCCGCCACGCAGUCUGCACGAGCCGCCGCCUACGUCUCGGGAACCGCCUUCAUCGCACACAUCGACGGCGCCAUCGAUGGCCAGCGCUGUGAACUCGGGGCCAGGCCAAGGACCCGGACCGGGUCCGGGACCAGGACCAUUGCCGCAUCAGUCACCGCAUGCGCAUCGCACAUCGCCGCUGCCCGGUCUCGCGCAUCCGGCUGGCCUCAUCGGUCAUCCCAUGGCCAUACAUCCGCAUUUGCCGCACCUACCGCCAGGUCAUCCGGCGCACGCAGCUUUGGCGCAUCCCGGUCACCAUCUGCUCUCGCAUUCAAUAGCCGGUCUGAGUCAUGGCGGUGGUCCCAUUGCUUUACUUGCGGGUCCGGGCGGUUUGAGUGGCUUGCCGGAGUCGGCGCUGAGUCGCCGCACGCCGCCCAGUCAUUUGUCGCAUCCACAUGCUUCGUCGGCACCCACAACGCCUCACUCGGCGGCCAUCUCGACGAGCAUGGCGCUGACCACCACACCCAGCACGGUGCCAUCGUCCGCUUUCAGUCGCGCCAGUCCCAGCGUUCAACUCACAAGCGGCUCCGCUCCCGGAGGUCCUGGUGGACCCGGUGGCAGCAACAGCAGCACACCGAACAACUCCUCCUCCGCCGCGGCAGCUGCUGCGGCCGCUGCAGCAGCGCAUCGUGCUGCCUCGCCAGCAUCGAGUGUAGGCAGCCUGAGUCGUCAGAGUCCGCUGCAUCCGGUGCCGCAGUCCCCGCUGAGUCAUCAUCCCUCAUCGUCAGCGCUGUCCGCUGCAGCGGCCGCUGUGGCCGAGCGAGAUCGCCAUGCGCUACUGCGUCAGCAGUCGCCGCACAUGACCCCUCCGCCGGUGUCAAGUGCCUCCGGUCUGAUGGCCAGUCCGCUGAGCAAAAUGUACGCACCGCAGCCGGGUCAACGUGGUCUGGGUACCUCGCCGCCGCCGCAUCUGCGUCCCGGCGCAUCACCGCCAGUUAUACGCCAUCCACAGAUGCCGCUGCCAUUGCCACUAAUUGCGCCGGGCGGUGGCAUACCCCAGAUUGGUGUGCAUCCUGGACAGUCGCCGUAUCCGCAUCCUUUGCUGCACCCCUCGGUCUUCUACUCGCCACACCAUCAUAAUCCAUUCAACUCGCCCUACGGCUAUCCGGCCUACGGACCCAGCUUCCCCACCUACAUGAAACCGCCACCGCCAGCCGGUCCCCUUGAUCCGGCUGCCGUCAUGGCUGCCCAUCAUGCUGGUCUGCCCGGUCCGCCGCCCCAAGCGCGUCAGGAUGAGCAGAAUGCCGCCGCCGCAGCAGCUGUGGCUGCGGAGAAGCAGCAUUCAGCAGCAGUGGCAGCGGCCGCAGCAGCAGCGGCACAGCAACAACAGCAGCACAAACCCCCUCAGCAGCCGCAGCAACAACAGCAGCAGCAGUCGCAAGCACAGCAGCCAGGAGGUCCGCCACAGAACAAGCCGCCCACGCCAAAGACGCCACAAGGCCCGGGUGGCGUGGGUGUUGGUCUGGGAGGUCCUGGCACGCCUACUGGUCUACCGCCUGGUGCAUAUCCAGGUGCGCAUAUGCCGGGUUAUCCACCGCCACCGCAUCCGUCGCCGUUUGCGCCGCAGGAUGGACAGCCGCAUGGCCUCAAGCCAACCUCGCACAUGGAUGCGCUGCGUGCCCAUGCGCAUUCUGCCAAUUCGGCGGGUCUGGGCGGUGGACAUCAUCCAACCGAGCCAUUGCCCAUUGACAUUGAGCCGGAUCCGGAGCCAGAGAUACCCAGCCCCACACACAAUAUACCGCGAGGUCCCAGUCCCGAGGCCAAGCCCGACGACACCGAAUGUCAUCGCUCGCAGUCGGCCAUCUUUGUGCGUCAUAUUGAUCGUGGCGACUAUAACUCGUGCACGCGUACGGAUUUGAUCUUCAAGCCGGUAACGGACUCCAAGCUGGCGCGCAAACGCGAGGAACGCGAUCGCAAACUGGCUGAAAAGGAGCGUGAGCGACGUCAACAGCAGCAACAACAGCAGCAGCAGCAACAACAACAGCAGGCCGCAGCCGCACAACAAGCAGCGCAACAAGCCAAGCUCAAAGCGGAACUGAAGCCACCAUAUGCGGAUACGCCCGCCUUGCGUCAGCUGUCGGAAUACGCGCGUCCACAUGUCGCCUUCAGUCCUGUUGAGCAGAUGGUGCCUUAUCAUCAUCCAAUGAGCCCCAUGUAUAGCAGAGAGAGAGAAUUGGAGGAGAUCAAGAACGCACAAGCGGCCGCAGCGAGUCAAUCGCGACUGGAUCCGCACUGGAUGGAAUACUACAGACGCGGCAUACAUCCCUCGCAAUUCCCGCUGUAUGCAAACCCGGCGAUUUCACAAAUGGAACGUGAGCGUUUGGGCAUACCGCCGCCACAUCAUGUGGGCAUGGAUCCGGGCGAGCAUAUGAUACGAUUGACGAGAGAAUAUCAUGCACACUCUCAUACUCAUUUACAUUUGCCUUUGCAUCCACAGCCGCAACCACCGGAGGCCGGUUUCCAACUGCCACCGAAUGUUGGUCAAUAUCCACGGCCAAAUAUGCUUAUACCUAGGGAGCCGCAUUCGGAUGUUUUGCUGAGGAUGUCCUAUGCAGAUCAACUACAGUAUUUACAGGCCGCCGAAUUUCAACGUCAAUCGCUGCACGAGCAAUACUUCAGACAACGGCCCAGAUAAGUGGACUAAAGAGUGCUUAAAAAGAAAGAGAGAGACAGUAACUGGCAGGCAGGCAGGCUAACAGCAAUUGUAGAAUUCAAUCCCCAAGCAACUGAACAAAGACAAAAUACUCUUGGCGUGUCAACUGAGAGGAAAAUGCUUUGUGUGUGAUUUUUGUGUUCAAACGUUUACAUUUUGCUUUUCUACUGCAAACCACCAAAACAUCAACAUCAACUACUACUACAACAACAACAGCAACAAAAAAGAACAAUUAAAUAAGCACAUAUUAUAAACCAAAACAAGAAGCAACAAAAACAACAAUAAUAAUGUGUAUCCCCAGGCUAUGUAACUAGCAACUUUAAGUUGCGCAACGCUUUGUCCAGUUUAUGUGUAAAAAAAAUCAGCUGCGUUAAACAAAGCCUGGAAACUCUGCAGCUAAAAAACAAACAAAAUCCUCUUACUGACAAGGAAUCAAAAUAAGCAAAAACAAAAUGAUGACAACCUGAUGAAGAAGAUAUAUAAGAAACUAAAUGAAACAAGCAAACAAAACAUGAUGGUCGCAAUAUUUUAAGUAUCGUCUUUAUAGUGUAUAGUGUUAACAGAUGUAAACAAAAUGAAAAGCGUGUUAAUUAUCGUUUAAGCUUACGAGAAUUGAUGAUUAAGGCAAAUGGAACAAAAUCAACAACAACAACAAAACUUAGCACACAAAUUUUUUAAGGUUUUCAAUGUGCAUAAUGUGCAACACACACAUUUUCAGAUUGUAGCACCACUUUGACUAAAUAAUAAGCUCUAUUCAAAUCAAAUUAACUAGACACACUUGCAAUUAGCUGAAAAAACAAGAGCAAAACCAAAACACACAAUAAGAAAACCUUGUUAGAAACAUUGCAAGGACCUUUAGUAUAUAUUUAUGUAUAUGCCGUAGAGUUUUAUGCUAUCACUUCCUCAAUCCGGAAGAUAGAACAAUGCGCCUUUUUCCAGACCAACACACGGCCCUGUAUAAUGGGGCUCGUUCGAGCUCUUAAUUGUCGCUACCUAUAAACUAUAUAACUGAAACAGUAACUAAUUUGGCAUGUAUGUAUAUGUAAUUUAAAGUUAUUAUACUUCCAGCCACAAUUGAACUAUAUAUAUAUAUAUUUAUAUUUUGUAAUAUUAGUACGCUUGCUGCUUAUCCUGGAGUUUUUAAACCUUUUUUCUUGUGUUGGCUUUCUCGCUUUGCUUACUUACUACUCAUUAUUUAUUAUUUUUGCUAUAACUAGAGUAUUAUAACUAUUAUCGAAGGAAUCCAAGCAACAAAAACAUGUUUGUAUAAAAAAGAAAACUAAAAAAUAACAAAUUAUUAGAGAAUAAGUGAUAAAUUUAAAUAUGUGAAUUAUGAAUGCGGUUUUCAAAGCAAACACAAAAAAAAAAACAAAGCGAGCAAGUAAUUUGUAGAAAUCGUCCCCCCAAAAAAAAAAAAAUUCAAUCCAUGUACUAUAUUUACAUAUAUGAAGAGAGAAGGCAGCCCCCGCAUUUGUAGCAGCUGCAGUUUUUCGAGUGCUUAAUUUAUAUUAUUAGUAAUUUAUACACAACAUAUUAUAUAAUAAUGAUUCGAUGAGAUGCAUGCAUUAUAAUACAAAUUAAUAAAUCUAUAUGUCAAUGACAAGGAUUCUAUUAACCAUAGGGCCAAUAAAAAGAAAAACAAAAACACAGAAAAAA
Messenger RNA from Drosophila sulfurigaster albostrigata, 8955 nucleotides. RefSeq names its product arginine-glutamic acid dipeptide repeats protein (gene Gug). Gene Ontology annotation, cellular component: nucleus. The coding region runs from base 901 to 7281 and encodes 2126 amino acids. The record is from RefSeq and is a predicted model, not a curated record. NCBI's taxonomy places the organism in Eukaryota, Metazoa, Arthropoda, Insecta, Diptera, Drosophilidae. Gene Ontology annotation, molecular function: transcription corepressor activity. The transcript has 16 exons.